AUGUCACUGCUACUCAUUCUUAUCAGCUUCGUCUAUUUACGUCUAAUAACAGCAGAAGAAAAGUGUCUUAUCGGAUACUAUUGUGCUCAUAAUGGCACGGUCGACAAUUAUUGUAAUAUGAAAAUGGGACACACGGCGAUGAGUUCUGCAGGACAGUCAACGUGUAUUCCGGAUUUGAAAAUUAAGAAUGUGUUUGGUGAUGAUGCCCGGGUUCAGGUUACUUCAAAAGAUUAUCCAUGGCGUGCAAUUGGAUAUUUAAAUACCGGAUGUACAGGAACGUUAGUUGGACGAGAUCUAGUAUUAACUGCAGCUCAUUGUGUGAUCGAUUCGAAUACUCAACAACUGAAUAAUAUUAGGACUUUCUAUCCGAAUCAAAUAAAUGGAAAGGCGGAAGAUUCGUCCGAAAUCACUUGGGUUUGGUGGGGAACAACGAAACCAGAUACGUAUCGUGAAGAUGAUUGGGCUCUUUUACGUUUGAAGAAGCCAUUGGGUGAUCAAUACGGAUAUUUUGGAUAUAAAACUCUUGACGACAGUGCAAUGCUAGCUGCGCAGGGAACAUUAGUGGGAUAUUCGGUGAAUUUUCUCAACGGUCGAACAGCUGGAGCACACAUCGGAUGUCACAUUAUGAAGAAACUACGUAACAAUUUCUAUCUUCACAAUUGUCACAGUGGUCGAGGAUCCAGCGGCGGUCCGAUUUUUGCAUUCUGGGAUAAUAGUCCGUAUAUUUACGCUUUGAACGUAGCUGAGUACAGAAAUGGUGGCACAGAAAGUUUAUGGUUAUCUCAAUAUACGGAAACAAAUGCCAAUAUUGCUAUAUGGUCGCAACAACUCUUUGAAAAGAUUGACGAACUUCGAAAGUCUUGA
This is a messenger RNA of Adineta ricciae, 864 nucleotides long. NCBI's taxonomy places the organism in Eukaryota, Metazoa, Rotifera, Eurotatoria, Adinetida, Adinetidae. The record is from the annotation of a GenBank genome assembly.